Messenger RNA from Esox lucius (northern pike), 1654 nucleotides. RefSeq names its product chemokine (C-C motif) receptor 7 (gene ccr7). Gene Ontology annotation, cellular component: membrane. The transcript has 4 exons. Gene Ontology annotation, biological process: G protein-coupled receptor signaling pathway; chemotaxis; immune response. The record is from RefSeq and is a predicted model, not a curated record. The coding region runs from base 374 to 1507 and encodes 377 amino acids. Gene Ontology annotation, molecular function: chemokine (C-C motif) ligand 21 binding; C-C motif chemokine 19 receptor activity; chemokine (C-C motif) ligand 19 binding. NCBI's taxonomy places the organism in Eukaryota, Metazoa, Chordata, Actinopteri, Esociformes, Esocidae.
AUGUCUUCAGCUCCAUCCCUCAGUAUUUUACCAAAAACCGAGCAGGGAAACACUUUGUUAUUGAUCUAAUAACAUGAAUAUGCAACGAAUGACCAAAUAUUAUGGGCAUGCAGUUUACCUUACUUACACUCAUAUCAUGUUAACGCUUUAACACGGUGUAGAACAAACAUUUGCAUUCUCUCUCAUUCCAAAACGAGUUGUUUCUCAUCAGAGAUUUAGAGGUAAGUGAAGACAAGGUGUAGAAUAAAAAAAGGGAACUUCUGUGCCACUAGAUCAAAAGGGAAACUAUCACCUCACAGAGCUUCAUUUAUCUUGUGGGUGGCUUUCACAACCUAUCUGCUCAAAGAAGGAACAGUUGUAGCUCUCAGUCGAGAUGACUGCUGUCAAAGAAAUCUUUGUACCAGCUCUGCUGCUCUGGAUCUACUUUGAGACUUGCCUGUCUCAGGAUGGAAACAUGUCUGCUGGGUACACCACUGAGAGCGAUGAUUACACAACGGACGAGCUGGAUUAUGAGUCUUAUAACCAGCAGUGUCAGAAGACCUCCAACCGCCAGUUCCGCUCCUGGUUCAUGCCGAUAUUCUACACCAUCAUCUGCUUCCUGGGUUUGGUCGGUAACAUCCUGGUGAUUGGCACCUAUGUCUACUUCAAUCGGUUGAAGACUGGUACCGACAUUUUCCUGCUCAGCCUGUCCUUCGCCGACCUACUCUUUGCUAUGUCGCUGCCCCUCUGGGCGUCCAAUUACAUGAUGGAGUGGAUGUUGGGGAUGUUAAUCUGCAAGACAAUGCACACCAUCUAUAAGGUCAGCUUCUACAGUGGCAUGUUCCUCCUCACCUCCAUCAGCGUGGACAGGUACUUUGCCAUCUCCAAGGCGGUCUCAGCCCACCGUCACCGUUCCACGGCCGUGUCCGUCAGCAAGUGGAGCGCUGUGGUCAUCUGGUUGGUGGCUCUGGUGUUCUCUGUGCCCGAGAUGUCCUACACCACCAUCAGCAACAACACCUGCACUCCCUACCCGGCCGGCUCAGACAGUGUGCGCGUGGGCAUCCAGGUAAGCCAGAUGGUCCUGGGGUUCCUUCUCCCGUUCGUGGUCAUGGCCUUCUGUUACGGCUCCAUCGUGAACACCCUGUGGCAGGCCAGGAGCUUUGAGAAGAACAAGGCCAUCAAGGUCAUCUUCGCCGUGGUGGCCGUCUUCUUGCUCUGCCAGGUGCCCUACAACCUGGUCCUGCUGCUGACCACUCUGGACACUGUCAGUGGGGGCACCAAGGACUGCAACUAUGACAACGCCCUCCUUUAUGCCUCUGAUGUCACCCAGUUCCUGGCUUUCCUGAGGUGCUGCCUGAACCCCUUUGUGUAUGCAUUCAUUGGGGUGAAGUUCCGCCGUGACCUGCUGAAGCUGAUGAAGGACCUUGGGUGUAUGAGCCAGGAGAGGUUCUUUCAGUACACCUGUGGCAAGAGGAGGAGCUCAGCGGCUGCCACAGAGAGUGAAACCACAACUACCUUCUCUCCCUAAAACUGCUAAAUGUUUGAAAUCUUUCCUAUCAGCCUGGACUACUUUUAUCAAUUCAGUGGUACUGGCUCAAACUGUUUCUGACAGCCAAUAGCCAGAUGUACAUUAUAACUAUUCUACAGUAAUGCAAUAAAGUGUUUGAAUGUUUAA